UUUACUUUGUUUUGCGAUUGGUUCCUUUUUUUGAACCAACGAACGAACAUCCAUGGCGCUCGUAAUCCCUGUUGGGUGCGCAGGACUGAGCGCGUCACUUCCCGCGUACGUUAGACAUCGCCGCCGAGCCACUUCUAUUGCUACUACUACUUUCGCCACUCUAUCACCACUUCGCUGCGGCGAAGCGGCGGUGGAUUGGGCGGAGGCGACAUCCAGCUUCUUCGAGAAAGACACUCGACCUAUCAUGUUAUUCGACGGUGUAUGCAACUUGUGUAAUGGAGGUGUGAAGUUUGUUCGAGACAAUGACAGGAAAAGGAAUAUAAGAUUUGAAGCUCUACAGAGUGAAGCAGGGAAAAAACUUCUAAGGAGAUCUGGAAGAGCUCCUGACGAUAUUUCAAGUGUUGUACUUGUUGAAAAGCAAAGAUCAUAUAUUAAGUCAGAAGCUGUACUGAAGAUCAUGGAAUACAUAGAUUUACCCUUCCCUCAACUUGCUAUUUUUCUACAUUUUGUUCCUCUUUUCAUACGUGAUUUUGUAUACGACAAUGUCGCAAACAAUCGUUAUACAUUCUUUGGUCGCUCAGAUUCAUGUGAGAUAUAAUACAUUCAAGGAUUGUGUUCUUUAGACUUUCAUAUUUGGAAAUUUGGAAUUCAGGAGUUCUAUUGUUGUAACUAAAAUCAGGUACAAAAAGAUUUGGCAUUAUGAUGCUUGUUGAUUUAUGUUAGCAUUAGUGUAUAGUAUAUAGUAUAUACAUAACUUUCAAACAA
Molecule: messenger RNA, 765 nt
Organism: Camellia sinensis
Lineage: Eukaryota; Viridiplantae; Streptophyta; Magnoliopsida; Ericales; Theaceae
Product: Putative thiol-disulfide oxidoreductase DCC
Molecular function (GO): protein-disulfide reductase activity
Source: RefSeq, a predicted model, not a curated record